CUUUCCUUGGAAUCUGCGUUGCACAUUCUGUGUGAUAAUAGUAGAUCUUUCGACUCCACCGCUGAAACUGGCUCUGCAAGCGGAGGUCGUGCGCCACCGUAACUUCCUUUUGUCUUUCUGCAGGUCUAUUAUCUUCCCGCAUCUCGACCACAUAUAAUACUCCCGUCUUGCUUUUGUCUUGCUCAACAGUCGCUGGUCUACAUGUCGACGCAACGGAUGGACGUCUGCUUUCUAGGCACUUCGAGUGGCGGUGGCCCAGUCGAGUCGAGAAACUGCUCUUCCCUCGCGCUGGACAUUACCGGAGACGGUAACCUAUGGUUGGUAGACUGUGCUGAAGGCACAGUUCGUCAAUUUGCAAUCAACGCCACCCGUAUCAAUCAGUCCGGAGAACGCGCCUGGAAAAUAGGCAAGGUCACGAAAAUAUUCAUCACACACAUGCAUGCCGACCAUAUCAUGGGCAUUCCAACCAUGCUUCGGAACACCUUAGGGUUUCCUCAUCCACACGUGGACGCUAGCAUCAUUAGGACGCCCACAGUUGAGAUCUACGGUCCCCCUGGCUUGCGUACUCUCAUUCGCACCGUCUUAAGUCUGACUCAUACUCGCAGCGCCGAAAAAUACUGCGUCCACGAAUUACUUACUCCGUCCGACCGUGUGACCUCAUGUGCACCGGAGGUGCUCCACUCGAAUGAACUCAGAGGACGAGAUGUGAUGUGUGAUAGCGACGGAUUCUGGAGGAAUUUGGAACAUGAAAGGACCUCCAGGGCCGAGAUUACAGUCCACGCAGGACCCAUUGAGCACCGUGAUCCUUGCAUCGGCUACGUAUUCCACGAACCAGCCACGCUUCCACAUCUCCCACAACCCCGCAAAGUCGUCGUAUUAGGAGACUGCUCCUCCGCCACAUCGCUCACUCCACUGAUCGCUUCCACCCCAGGCCGCGUCUCCCUCCUCAUCCACGAAGCGACCGAUGCCUUCAUCCCAGCGAAUGUAGAUGCCCAGGCGGCAAGAAAGAGGACUCCGGAGGUAGUCAAGGCGAAGACCGAGGAGAGGGGUCAUUCGACUCCAGAACAGGCGGGUGCUGUGGCGGGAAUGUGGGGAGCGGAGAGGUUGGUGUUGAACCACAUUGGGGCGAGGUUUCCAGCACCAUCGAACGCACACCCACAGGGUACUCAUUAUCGUACACGUAUCAUGGAAGAAAUCGAACGUCAAGCAACGCGAGCAUGGCACUCCACGCCUUACAUCCUCGACUCCAUCCUCCCAGCCUCCGCCGCCAACGCCGCCGAAGUCCUCCAACAAGGCUACACCACUUCGUCCCCUCUACCAAAUUCAAGCUUAAGCCCACCCCGCGGCGCACGAGCAAUCGCCGCCUACGAUUUCAUGACCGUCUCGAUCUCUCUCGUCCAAUUAUCUUCUUCGACGAUGUCGAUGAACGCUGCUGCAGCUUCCGACUACGAGAUGUUUGCUGGUGGCUCCCCUCCAGCCGGGACUUCUAGCUCACCUCCGGCAGGAAACGGUAAUGGUAGUAAUAAGAGGGCGAGGAGCGGUAGGGAAGAUUCCCGUGAGCGAAGAUAUGAACGAAUGGUGACUGAGGGACGAUACGGCAGCGGAUUUGGAUAUGGCUAUGAAGGCAGCUCCAAUAGAGGCUCUGGUGGUGGUGGAAGGUACGAUAGGCCAGGAGAUAGAGAAAGGGAUGGCGGCGGGUAUAGAGGUGACGAGCAAAGACGUGGACGCGGAUGAGGCAAAUACACUGGCGU
Stereum hirsutum FP-91666 SS1 is the source of this 1751-nucleotide messenger RNA. RefSeq lists its product as uncharacterized. NCBI's taxonomy places the organism in Eukaryota, Fungi, Basidiomycota, Agaricomycetes, Russulales, Stereaceae. Gene Ontology annotation, molecular function: 3'-tRNA processing endoribonuclease activity. Gene Ontology annotation, cellular component: nucleus. The coding region runs from base 202 to 1734 and encodes 510 amino acids. The transcript has 8 exons. The record is from RefSeq and is a predicted model, not a curated record.